This is a messenger RNA of Equus caballus (horse), 6611 nucleotides long. RefSeq names its product MAM and LDL receptor class A domain containing 1 (gene MALRD1). The record is from RefSeq and is a predicted model, not a curated record. Gene Ontology annotation, cellular component: membrane. Gene Ontology annotation, molecular function: protein binding. Lineage: Eukaryota; Metazoa; Chordata; Mammalia; Perissodactyla; Equidae.
UUAGGCUCGAAUUAUGAAAGAUGUGAUUUUGAGGAUGGGCUCUGCAGUAUGAUACAAGAUCAGAGUCUGAGACUUGGUUGGAUCAAGAGAAAUGGGAUGACUGGUCUGUCAGCUCCAUUUUACGAUCACAAUGGUGAUAUGUCUGCGUACUUCCUCUCACUGGUCUCCAAAGUAAAUGCUACUUUCUCAAACUUAAGAAGCAGAGUUUUUCUUCCGACAAAUAACCAACAUGUUUGUCAGAUUACAUUUUAUUACUUCUCCAGCCAAGGGAGUGGCAAAUUAACGGCUGGUCUUCAAACUACAUGUGGCGGUCCUAUUCAUCAUUUGUGGCAAAACACAGUUGGGAGCCAAAAUCAGUGGGAGAGAAAUGUCAUCAAAAUCCAGAGUUCCCAGAGAUUUCAGGUUGUUUUUCAAGGGGAAAUGAUUUCAACUCAUGAGCGGGAUGGAGUCAUAGCUAUCGAUGACAUAUCUUUCAGUUCAGGCUGCUUGCCGGCAAAUGAUGAAAUUUUACCAUGUCAAGAAGCAUCGACUACUGAGCAGGAGUUAUGCCAUCCAGAUACAAGUCUCUGCAGAUUUGAUUCUACAGAUGAAGGAUUGAGGUUGUGUCAGGCCUGUGGAUUUGAUUUUGACACGUGUGACUGGGCAUCAGAAGCAUCCGCUGGGCAAAUUUCUUGGAUGCGCACGAAAGCAAGAGAAGUUCCUCCAUUAGAAUCUGUGCCUCAGCAGGAUCAAAACGGUGAUGAUGAAGGUUCCUAUAUAUGGGUGGGGGCUCAGCAUGCUUCUGCUCUUAACCACUCAGACAACAGGGCUUAUCUAAAUAGCUCUGUGUAUCACUGCGUGGGCAAGAGCUGCCAUCUUCAAUUCUAUUACUCCAUGGAAAACAGUGUUCUGAGAGUAGGACUAUAUAAUAAUAAGGAAGAAGAAAUAUUUUGGACAUACAACACAUCAACUCACAGAAAAUGGGUGAAAGCAGAUGUGCUAAUACCAGAAGGACUGAAGACAUUUAAGGUUAUUUUUGAAGGGGCUCUUUUGAGCCAGAAAGGCUUUAUUGGGCUCGAUCAGCUCUGGGUCUAUGCCUGUGCACAGGCUCCAUCCAGAAAGCUUUGCUCUGCAGCUGAAUUCACUUGUGCCAGUGGCCAGUGCAUCGCCCAAGAGUCGGUCUGUGACUCUCGGCAGGACUGCUCUGAUGAGAGUGAUGAAGACCCAGUGACCUGCUCAAAUCGUCUCCUGUGUGACUUUGAGUCUGGUUUCUGUGGCUGGGAGCCAUUUCUCACAGGAGACUCAAGCUGGGAAUUCGUGAAGGGAUUGACCAGUGGAGAGAACCGUCUUCCUGAUGUUGACCACACAACAAACACAAAUCAUGGAUCGUUUAUUUAUUUUGGGGCAUGUCAGUCACCUGCCGUGGCCAAGCUUGGAAGUCCUAUUCUUACAAAAUCGCUCACUGCCUCCACUCCGUGUCAGCUGCGGUUUUGGUAUCAUUUGUCUCAGCAUUCACAUCUCUCAGUUUUUACAAGAACAUCACUGGAUGGGAAUUUGCAAAAGCAAGGUGAUCUAAUUGGAAUCUCGGAAUCUCAGUGGAGACAAGCAAAAAUCGACCUCUGUGCGAAGGCUGGGGAAUCUACUCUGCCUUUUCAGUUAAUUUUAGAAGCUACUGUUUUAUCAUCAAAUGCUACCGUCGCUCUAGAUGACAUCAGUAUAUCCCAAGAAUGUGAAAUUUCGCAUAAGUCACUUCCAGGUACCAGCGUACAAAACAAAGGACAAGAAGAUGUUAUAUCCUCUCCACCUCCUAAUUUCGAAGCUGGAUUUGUGCCCCUUGAGGAUGCAGACUAUUCUUCAUCCAGCAAGUUCUAUGAUCUUACGUCUGACUGCCCAAGGGGAGCGGAGGAAGCCAGUUGUGUUUCCAAAUGUGACUUUGAAGCAAAUAGCUGUGGUUGGUUUGAAGCAGUUAGUGGUGACGACUUUGACUGGACGUGGAGCUCUAGAAGUAACCUUCCUGCUGAGUUUGAGCAGCAGGCCCCACCUCAGGAUCACACCCACAACACAGCUCAAGGGCAUUUUAUGUUCAUUCUGAAGAAAAGCAGCAGCUUGUCACAAAUUGCUAAACUCCAGAGCCCAACUUUCAGCCAGACAGGUCCUGGAUGCACCUUUUCCUUCUGGUUCUAUAACUAUGGCCUGUCAGUGGGAGCAGCUGAGCUACUGCUACACAUGGAAAAUUCCAAUGAAUCCACAGUACUCUGGAGAGUAUUAUAUAACCAGGGAAACCAAUGGUCACAGGCAACCAUUCAGCUUGGGCGCCUUACUGAGCCCUUCCAUUUUUCACUAAGUAAAGUCAGUCUUGGCAUUUAUGGUGGGGUCUCAGCUAUUGAUGAUAUCACAUUUGAAAACUGUACUCUUCCCCUCCCUGUGGAGAGCUGCGAGGGGCCAGAUCAUUUCUGGUGUCCACACACCAAGGCUUGCAUAGAAAAGCUUCAGUUAUGUGAUCUGCUGGAUGACUGUGGGGAUCGUGCUGAUGAGGUUGACUGUGUACAUGAACUACAAUGUAACUUUGAAAAUGGAGUUUGUAAUUGGGAGCAAGAUACAGAAGAUGACUUUGAUUGGACCAGGUACCAGGGUCCAACUCCAACACUUAAUACAGGGCCAAUGAAGGAUAAUACUUUGGGCACAGCUAAAGGACACUAUCUCUACAUAGAAUCUUCGGAGCCACAGGUUUUCCAAAACAGAGCUGCUUUACUCAGCCCAAUUCUUAAUGCCACGAAUACAGAGGGCUGCUCCUUCCGCUUGUAUUACCACAUGUUUGGAAAGCGCAUUUAUAGGCUGGCCAUCUACCAGCGAAUCUGGAGUAACACAAGGGGACAGCUGCUAUGGGAGAUAUUUGGAAACCAAGGCAACAGGUGGAUAAGGAAACACCUCAACAUUUCCAGCAGGCAGCCUUUUCAGAUUUUGGUGGAGGCUUCAGUGGGAGAUGGCUUCACUGGAGACAUUGCAAUUGAUGAUUUGUCAUUUAUGAACUGUGCCCUCUACCCUGGUAAUUUGCCAGUGGACCUCCCAACUCCAUCAGAAACUUCAGUUCCAGUAACAUUACCUCCACACAACUGUACAGACAAUGAAUUUGUUUGCAGGCCCAGUGGUCACUGUGUUGAAAAAAUCCAGAAAUGUGAUUUUAGAUAUGACUGCCCUGACAAAUCCGAUGAGUCAUCCUGUGCUAUGGAAGUUUGCAGCUUUGAAAAAGGAAGCCUGUGUAAAUGGUAUCAGCCAAUUCCAGAAAAUUUAAUUCAAGAUUCAAACACAUUCAGGUGGGGCCUUGGUAACGGAACCAGUAUUCAUCAUGGGGAAGAAAGCCACAGGCCAUCCAUGGAUCAUACAACAAAUGCUACAGAUGGCUGGUACCUGUAUGCUGAUAGCUCAAAUGGAAAAUUUGGUGACAUAGCUGACAUCCUCACUCCUGUUAUUGCACGCACGGGACCAAAAUGUACCCUGGUAUUCUGGGUUCAUAUGAAUGGUGCCACAGUUGGUUCUCUCCAGGUUCUCAGCAAGAGAGACAAUGCUACUUCUAAAUUGUGGGCUCAAACUGGACAGCAAGGUGCACAGUGGAAAAAAGUAGAAGUGUUUUUAGGCGUUCAUUCAUUUAUACAGAUUGUCUUCAGGGCAAAACGCGGUAUUAGUUACAUGGGAGACGUAGCAGUGGAUGAUAUUUCCUUUCAAGAUUGUUCCCCGCUCCUUAGCCCAGACAGAGAGUGUACUGCUCAAGAAUUCACGUGUGCUAACAAGCACUGCAUUGCAAAGGACAAGCUGUGUGAUUUUGUGAAUGAUUGUGCUGAUAAUUCAGAUGAGUCAACUUUCAUUUGCAGUACCUCCAGUGGGCGCUGUGAUUUUGAAUUUGAUCUUUGCUCCUGGGAGCAGGAGCAGGAUGAUGACUUUGACUGGAAUCUGAAAGCCAGCAGCAUCCCUGCUGUAGGCACGGAGCCAGCUGCUGAUCACACCUUGCGAAAUUCGUCUGGUCAUUACAUCUUUAUAAAGAGCUUGUUCCCUCAGCAGCCCAUGAGAACAGCCAGAAUUUCAAGCCCAGUUAUAAGUAGAAGAAGCAAAAACUGCAAGAUAAUUUUUCAUUAUCACAUGUACGGAAAUAGCACUAGGGCACUCGCCUUGGUCCAGGUAUCAGUCUCAAACCAAACGAAGGUCCUACUGAACCUCACUGUAGAACAAGGCAAUUUCUGGCAUCGGAAAGAAGUAUCACUGUCUAGUGAUGAGGACUUCCAACUCAAAUUGGAAGGGAGAGUCGGGAAAGGCCACGAUGGGGAUAUUGCGCUUGAUGACAUUGUGCUUACAAAGAGUUGUCUACCAUCCCAUCACUCCUCGAAAGAAGAACUGGCAGUGCCUCUUCCAACAGCUUACUGCCCGCAUGGCUAUCGGGAAUGUCAGAAUGGCAAAUGUUAUAAACAGGAGCAAAGCUGUAAUUUUGUGGAUGACUGUGGAGAUUACACUGAUGAAAACGAAUGUGGUGGCUCCUGCACAUUUGAGAAAGGCUGGUGUGGCUGGCAAAACUCCCUGGCUGAAAACUUUGAUUGGGUUUUGGGGGUUGGCUCGCAUCAAAGCCUAAGACCUCCCAGAGACCACACACUUGGAAAUGAAAAUGGGCACUUCUUGUAUCUGGAAGCUACUCCAGUGGGGCUCCGGGGUGAAGAAGCACACCUCAAGAGUGCUGUGUGGCAAGAAUCCAGCGCUGCCUGCACCUUGAGCUUCUGGUAUUUCAUAUCUACAAAAGCCACAGGGUCCAUUCAGAUUCUUAUUAAGACAGAGAAAGGGCUAUCAAAAGUAUGGCAAGAAAGCGAGCAGACCUCUGGUGAUCAUUGGCAAAAGGCUGUCAUCCUGCUGGGAAAGUUAAGGAAUUUUGAAGUUAUAUUUCAAGGUAUCAGAACAAGGGAUCUAGGAGGAGGAGCUGCAAUUGAUGACAUUGAAUUUAAAAAUUGCAAGACUGUGGGAGAGACUUCUGAGAUUUGCCCAGAAGCCACUGAUUUCUUGUGUGACAACAAAAAGUGCAUUGCAUCCCAGCUUGUCUGUGACUACAAACCAGACUGCUCUGACAGGUCUGAUGAAGCUCACUGUGGCCAGUAUACAAGCACAACAGGAAGCUGCAAUUUUGAAACAACUACAGGAAACUGGACCACAGCCUGUAAUCUUACUCAAGACUCGCAAGAUGACUUAGACUGGGCCAUUGGCAGCAGAAUUCCUACUGAAGCAUUGAGUGCAGACUCUGAUCACACACCAGGUAGCGGCAGGCAUUUCCUCUACGUCAACUCAUCUGGCCCCAAAGAAGGAUUCACAGCAAGAGUCACUACUUCCCAAUCCUUCCCAGCAAGCCUUGGAAUGUGUACUGUCCGCUUCUGGUUCUACAUGGUCGAUCCCAGGAGUUUGGGGAUAUUAAAGGUGUAUAUCAUUGAGGAAUCUGGACUAAACAUCCUGGAAUGGUCAGUGAUUGGCAAUAAAAGAACUGGUUGGAUGUACGGAUAUGCGCCUCUCUCCAGUAACAGUCCAUUUAAGGUGGCAUUUGAAGCUGAUUUGAGCGGAAAUGAGGACAUCUUUAUUGCCCUUGAUGAUAUCUCUUUUACCCCAGGAUGUGUAUUUGGAGGUCCUGUCACCACACAGCCGUCACCUUGUGAAGCUGAUCAAUUUUCUUGUGUCUACACACUUCAGUGUGUCCCUCUCUCCAGGAAAUGUAAUGGACAGGAAGAUUGCAUAGAUGGAUCUGAUGAGAUGGAUUGUUCUCUCAGCCCCCCAUCUCAGCUCUGUGGGAAAAUGGAAUUCCAGUGCUCUACCAACGAGUGUAUCCCAUCCCUCCUGCUAUGUGAUGGAGUACCUGACUGUCACUUUAAUGAAGAUGAAUCCAGCUGCUCCAAUGAGAGCUGUUCUAAUGGAGCUUUGAUGUGCCCCUCUUCCAAUAGCUGUAUCCCAGCUCACUGGCGUUGUGAUGGUUUUGCUGACUGCAUGGAUUUCCAACUUGAUGAGUCCAGCUGCUCAGAGUGCCCAAUAAAUUACUGCAGAAAUGGUGGGGCUUGUGUAGUGAAGAAAAAUGGUCCUAUGUGUCGAUGUGGACAAGGAUGGAAAGGAAAUAGAUGCCACAUCAAGGUUAACCCUCCUACUGCAGGUUUUCCGUACCCUCAGAAUGAUAUAUGGACUCUUCUGGGGAUUGGGUUAGCUUUCCUGAUGGCUCAUAUUACAGUCUCGGUCUUGUGUUUUCUUGCAAACAGAAAAGUGCCAGGAAGGAAAACUAAAGGAAGUGUCAACUCUGCAUUUGUUAAUCCAGUUUAUGCGAAUUGGAGCAACCCAGAGAAAACAGAGAGUUCUGUAUACUCCUUCUCAAAUCCGUCAUAUGGCACAACAUCAGGAAGGCUGGAGACCAUAUCUAAUCAUCUCAAAUAGUACCCUCAAGAUCAAGUGUGAUCCAGUAUGUGUAGUUUAUAGAAAAUUCUAGUCUGUGAAAUCUGAUAGAAACUCAUGUAAUAGUAAAACUAGAAGGGAUUCAGAACAUUAAUGUAAUUAUUACAUUUAUGAAUAAAUUUUUGUACUGAUAUAUUGAAUAUUUUCAUGUAAUCUGAAUCAGAACCUUAUCUUCA